Fusarium vanettenii 77-13-4 is the source of this 1053-nucleotide messenger RNA. RefSeq lists its product as uncharacterized. The transcript has a single exon. The record is from RefSeq and is a predicted model, not a curated record. The coding region runs from base 1 to 1053 and encodes 350 amino acids. Lineage: Eukaryota; Fungi; Ascomycota; Sordariomycetes; Hypocreales; Nectriaceae.
AUGUCCAUCAUCAACACUCCCCGUCUGGACCGCCUCUGGCAAGAGGCCCAGAUUCACCCAGAGUGGGCAACUACGCGACUGUGGGAGUACAUCUUCAACCACAUCAUCUUCAAGGAUGAAAAAUGGAUCGUCUCUUCUCAGCAGCCUGCAACUCGCCAAGAAGGCGAGCUGAGGAGAGUCGACCUCGUUGUUGAGAAGAUGAACAGUGACGCAACCAAGGUCGAAACUGUCUUGUUCGUCGAGGCUAAGCGUGCAAGCGCUUCACGCACCGAUAUCCAGGACGCUGAACACCAGGCCUUCACCGCCGCCUGCGCCUACUGCAUCGAUACCGGGGUAAAGAAUAUCUGGGCCAUGACAUGCAUCGGUAGUGCGGCGAGACUGUGGGCAUUCAAAAACGGCCACAUGUACCUGACCCCGUUCGUGCCUGAAGGCGAGGGAUUAUCAGAGAAAAGUGAAUAUCUGGAGAUAGCCGCCAAUGGCCAGACAAUCACGGCUGGCCUGGAAUACAUCAAGAGACACACUACGCCUCCAGAAAGUCUCUUCCCAAAAGAGCUGUCGCCUGGGCCUUCCGACCCGAUGUUCCCCCAGGACUUGGGCAGUACCGAAGCCAUGCAAUUGGACGAGUAUGACGCACGGGACUACGAAUCCAAUCCCAACCCAGGCGGCGCAAGCGGAAUGGAUUUCGGAGAGGUUUGGGACCCUUCUGCUCACGACAGAACUCAGCCGUUCGGCGUCGCAGAAGAACUCGAACAUGGCAGGUUCCUCUCGCCUGAAGAAGAAGGGUUCACGGCCCCGAUGAAUCAGGAAGAAACAGAGGAAUUGCCCGAUGAUGAUUUUGCCCAGCAGCGGGAGGAAACGAGCAGGGAAAUAGAGGUGAAAGUGACAAGGGUGAAACACACUCUGAGCUCAGACGAGUUCAUCUUCAAAAAUAGGAAGAGACAACAGGUGAAGACAAACAAGAAUGACUGGACUGCAAAGACGCGAGAGGGGCGAACCGUGUGGGUUUACAAGCAUGGCAAGAAGUCGGUCUAUUGGACAAAGAAGCUUGAUUAA